Cyanistes caeruleus (blue tit) is the source of this 4888-nucleotide messenger RNA. NCBI's taxonomy places the organism in Eukaryota, Metazoa, Chordata, Aves, Passeriformes, Paridae. The record is from RefSeq and is a predicted model, not a curated record.
GAGAGAAAGGGAAAUAAGAAUAGAAAAGGGAAAUGAAAGAAAAUAGAAUUUUAAAUUGUUUGAGAAUCAAAACCUGAAAGUUAAGAUUUACAAAGGGCCUAAAAACACCAGAAAGAGGCAGGUGACAGAAAAAAAGAGAAUCACAUAAGUUGCUUAGUUUUGUCCAGCUUUCUUAUAUUUACGAUUUAGAUUUUCAAGAAGAAAUGUUAGGAUCUAUGCUAUAUUCCAUGGCAGCCAGAUCAAAUUGCUAAUGAUGAAUUACUCAACUUGAUUGCUUGCUAACCGAGACACAAGCAGAUGAAACCUGAAGACAACUAAAGCUUUUUGUUUCAUUCCGUUUCUUUUUUUCCUCUAACUCUGUGGUGGUGUACAGAAUUUGAGAGGUACUCAUCAUAGUUUCAUAACACUAAAAAAGAUGCUACCAUUGGAUUCAAGUUCUUUCGCUGUCAAAACAGUGAAAAUUAUUCAAAAUAUUAAAAAGAAUAUAAGACAUACUAAAUAGUAUAUCUUUUUCACUACCAUUAACUGAUAUGGGUGUUUUCUUCUUUAGUGAAUACUAUUCCUAGAAAGGAAAGUGUGAGGAUGGAUAAGAAGAAGUCACAAUAUAAUACUCGUUUUCAUUCUGCUUAGAGUCUCAAGAAUCACAGGAUGCCCUGUUUGCCUACACAUAGAAUGCAAGUAGGCAUUAAAUUUAACAGUCUGUUAAAUUUAACAAUACAGUGAACAUGAGGAAUGAAUUAAUCCCAAAUGCUUUGGGAACCAGCACAGCUACUUAAACGAUGUCCUUUGGUGCACACAAAUAUUUGCCCGCUAUAUGCAGAAGGGGUGGGGAAGCCGAGUGCUUUUUCACAAAGGAGGUUCUGUUCUCAGUAACAUGAUUCCAGUUAGUCCUGGCCAAAGUAGUAAUGCCUACAGCAAUUAUGACAAAGGGAAAGUAUUUUAAAUUUGAUGGGGUUGGAUCUCCUUUGUCUCGUCAGUGCUAUGCAAGGCUAAAGAAAAGAAAGGUGAGGAGGGAGGGCUUAGGAUGCUGGCAGUUUGAAUUGAUGAUGUGUGAAAGAAUGACUGAUGUGAAAGUGGUAUGUGAGGCAUUAGAGUGGAACAUUUUCAAGGUUUAGAACGAGGGAAAGAAAAACCCACGAUGUGAUAGAAAACAUGGAAAUAGAAAUCCUGGGCAUUGUUUUAUACAUCAAGUUGAUAGAAUGGUGUUCUGUCUAUUGAAAGAAAGGGAUGCCCAAAUACUUUGUCCUUGUUCAUUUUUGGUGUAAGACUAGUAUUUAAUUUAUUUGAUUUGAUAUCUUGUCACUUGAUUUAUUUUCUUUUGAACUUUGUUGUCCCAUUUAAACCUCACCAUCAGUGAAAAUAAUAAACUGCUCCAUAAAUACCAAAAUUUGUUGAACCAUUUUUCUGUGACUGGUGGCCUGUAUCCUCCUCACUCCACUGAUUUUUCCUUGCUGUACUCCUUUCCCAACUCAUGCUUUCCUUUAGAGACACAUACUCUCGAAGUUAUGACCUCCAAGUUCAGUAUCCCUGAAGUAUUUUUGAGGCAAGAGUUUGGGUUUUGGGAGUGCUUGUUCAUACAUUGCUCCAUCUAUGGUGUUGGUUAGGAGCAGACCAAGCAGAAAUGACAACUGACUUCCUGCUGUAGCAUUUCACUCAUCAGGAUGACUAAUACAUGUGUCUCAUAUGAAUCCAGAAGCUGAUUUUUGAAAAUGGUAAGACCUUUAGAACUUAGACUGAAGUUGGCCAUUGUGUUCCAAAAGUAGUUAAGAGGUGACUGGCAGAGACCACAAUUGCACAACUCAUGUUUUAUUUGGAAACUAGACAAAAAAGAAUUACAAUUUUAUGUGCACUUGGUAUCAUAUUCUGAAGAGUGAUUCAUAUGUCUUAAACUUAUUGUUGGCAAUUAAACAAUUAAUUUCUGUAACUAAGUUUGAAUAAAAUAUAUUUCACCUACGUUAAUCUUGGGUCAAUACUAGACUUUCACAAGUGUAGUUGGUGUCAAACAUCUUUGGUUUAUAAUCAUCUCUGUGCAGAUGUCUUUAGAUUAGAAUGUAGGUAGUGUGUCAAAGUUAAACUUUGGUCAGUUUAACUUGUCUUAAUAGUUUAACCAGAAAUAAAGGUUUUAAAAUUUAUUAUCUUUUUAAUAACUGCUUUGCAGUUUUGCUGGGGGUUUUUCCCUCUGAAAUGAGGAUGUACGUCAACUCCAAGUGAAUUUGUGAAAAUUGAGAGUUUCACUUCAUGACCAUGUCAAAAUGAAAAUUAUUUUAAAUAAUCAGUAACAUUUCAUGGGACAGUGAUAGCGCAAUCUGACUGGUAAACUUUUUGGGUUGGUUUUGUUUGUUUAGUUUAAUAUAUAUACACAGUUCAAUGUUUUCCAAUCCUCUUUAUUAAUUUCCAAUCCUCUUGUUUGCCUCCAGCCUGAAUCACAUGAUUUGUGAAUCAACCACUCAAUAAACUCUACUGCAAGAAUAAGACCUCAUUUCUUCCUUUCUUUUGAAGAAUUAGCAUAUGUCUCUCUCAAGUUCACUGCUGAAAAAUCUGUUCCAAAAUGCAGCUUUUCACUAGGCUGUUGUGGUGUCAUUAUUCUUGGUUAGGUGUGAUAAACUCAUACAAAGUUUUUUAAUAAGCAAUUAAAUAGAGUAAGUAGUUAUUACACAUGCUAUUAAAUUAUAUCUUUGUAUUAUGCUGGUAAUUUAACCCUAUAUACUUCCAUGUUUUUAAUUUUUGCAGACAUUCUUUCUAACCUGUUUGAUCUGAAGGGAUGUGUUUUAAAGUGCACCAGGUCCUUUCAUCUUCUUAGUGUUUGGUUUCACUUACGCUCUGCCUUAGAGCUUUGGGUCUUUUCAGUCAGGGUCCUGAACCCUGUGACCUCUCUGUUUUCCUUGUGAACAUUUCACAGUAAUGCUUAGAUGCUUCUCCUGACAUUUCGAACUGUUCCUUGACUAGAAAGCUGGGGAUGAAAUUUUAGAUGUGAGAGAUUGUGUAUGACAAAUUGUCAGUUUCCUUUUGUGUUAGUUUUCUUUAGUAAUACUUGGCUUCUGUUUCUCUUUGUUGGUGAUGCUGUAGCAAAAACACACUCAGGAAUACGGAAAGAUCUUCAAGUCUCACUUUGGUCCCCAGUUUGUUGUAUCCAUUGCAGAUCGAGACAUGGUUGCUCAAGUCCUCCGAGCAGAAGGCAGAGCACCACAAAGAGCCAACAUGGAAUCCUGGCAGGAGUACAGAGAUUUACGGGGGAGAGCCACAGGGCUCAUUUCUGCGGAGGGGGAGCAAUGGCUAAAAAUGAGGAGUGUACUGAGGCAAAAAAUUCUGAAACCUAAAGACGUGGCUAUUUACUCUGAAGGAGUCAAUGAAGUUAUCACAGACUUAAUUAAAAGAAUCCACACCCUCAGAAGUCAAGAGGAGGAUGGGGAAACAGUGACCAAUGUUAACAACCUUUUCUUCAAGUAUUCAAUGGAAGGUGUGGCAACUAUUCUGUAUGAAUGCCGGUUGGGCUGCCUUGAAAACAACAUUCCACAGCAGACUGUUGAAUAUAUUGAGGCUCUGGAAUUGAUGUUUAGCAUGUUUAAGACCACUAUGUAUGCAGGUGCUAUUCCCAAAUGGCUUCGCCCACUUAUUCCAAAACCCUGGAGAGAGUUCUGCAGAUCCUGGGAUGGACUCUUCAAAUUUAGUCAAAUCCAUGUUGACAACAAAUUGAAGGCUAUUCAGUCUCAGCUGGACCAAGGAGAAGUACUGAAAGGUGGGCUACUUACGCACCUCCUAGUGAGUAAGGAACUUACUCUGGAAGAGAUCUAUGCCAACAUGACUGAAAUGCUUCUGGCAGGAGUGGACACAACUUCUUUUACUUUGUCCUGGGCAAUAUACUUGCUGGCAAAGCACCCGGAGGUGCAGCAACGUGUUUAUGAGGAAAUAGUCAAUAAGCUGAGGAAAGAUCAAGUUCCAGCUGCCCAUGAUGUCCCAAAACUGCCUCUGAUUAGAGCUGUCCUGAAAGAAACCUUGAGGUUAUAUCCAGUACUGCCAGGAAAUGGAAGAGUAACCCAAAAAGACUUGAUCAUUGGAGGAUACUUGAUACCAAAAGGGACCCAGCUGGCACUUUGUCAUUAUGCUACUUCAUACAGUGAAGAAAAUUUCUCAGUGGCAAAUGAGUUCCGACCUGAGCGCUGGCUGAGGAAAGAUAAUUUGGACAGAGUGGACAACUUUGGCUCCAUCCCCUUUGGUUAUGGCAUUCGAAGUUGUAUAGGAAAAAGAAUUGCAGAGCUGGAAAUCCAUCUUGCACUGAUUCAGUUACUUCAGAAUUUUGAAAUCAAAAUUUCUCCCAAAACUGAACCAGUUCAUGCCAAAACUCAUGGACUUUUGACUCCUGCAAAUUCCAUCAAUGUCAGAUUUUCUGACAGGAAGUGAAACUCAAAUGUUUUGGAAAUACUCUUACAAUUUUCAUGGAAACAGGUUUGCAUUUUGUGAAAGUUUAAAACAUGCUUGUUCUCUGGUUUGUAGGUAUUUGACAAUAUAAUGAAGUAUUAUGUUCUGCCUUAGUUCUAGCAGUACAUAAGAGCAAUUAACUCUCCUGUAACAGUUAAUUACACAUAUGAAAAUAUAUACCAAAAAAUUCCUUCUUGCACUGGGAAUCUCCUUUUAUUUAGAAGAAUUCCUAGUAAUAACAAGACAUGCAUUGAAAAAAAUCAACCCAAAGUAAAUUUGGACAUGUCAAUAUCAUUCAGUAGUUUUGUUACGCUGCUAUUCAGUGAGUGUAUUUGAGAACAAGGGGAUUAUUAUAUAAUAUGUGGAAAUUAGCUGCAUGUGUAAGUUUGUAUUUUCCUGUUUCUUGUCCUCCAGUAGGUUUUUUUAGAAGUUUCCAUGUAACAAUGAAAUUAUGAGAUCAUUUUUUUAUAUU